Drosophila serrata is the source of this 2033-nucleotide messenger RNA. RefSeq names its product man(5)GlcNAc(2)-PP-dolichol translocation protein RFT1. The record is from RefSeq and is a predicted model, not a curated record. Gene Ontology annotation, biological process: dolichol-linked oligosaccharide biosynthetic process; glycolipid translocation. Lineage: Eukaryota; Metazoa; Arthropoda; Insecta; Diptera; Drosophilidae. Gene Ontology annotation, cellular component: endoplasmic reticulum membrane.
UGUGUCGUUAGCAAUCAAUUUAUUUUGUUAAUAUUGUUUUGAGGCCUUUCGUUUGGUUUUGUUGUUUGGCUUUUCCUCUACGUGAUGAGACAUCCGGCCUAGCGAACGGUUCCAAUGGCACGCAAUGUGCUCGAGAGCAGCCUGCUGGGCGCCGGCUUCAGCAUCAUCUUUCAGAUACUGUGCCGCAUCCUCACCUUCGGCAUUAAUGCGUACAUCGUGCGACAUGUGGGACGCGAGGUGCUCGGUAUCAUGAACGUUCGGCUGCUGCUCCUGGAGAGCACCCUGCUCUUCCUUUCCCGUGAGGCCAUCAACCGGGCAGCGCUCAGUGCCAAUGCCCAGCAGGGUGAUCGCUGUACCUGGGCGCAGCUCAUCAAUCAGAUGUGGCUCACGGUUCCCAUUUGUGUGGUGUUGUGUGCUCCCUGCCUGUACAUUUGGUUGAACUGGCUGUCGGCUGUGGACGCCAUCUAUGCCUCCCAGUACGAGUUUGCCUGCUACGCGGUGGCCUUGUCCUGUGUCCUGGAACUGUUCGCCGAGUCGGCAGUGUUUGUGGCCCAGGUCUUUUGCUUCGUGAAGCUAAAGAUCCUACUGAACACGCUGCACAUCCUGGUGCGCUCGGCCAUUUUCCUGUGGAUUGUGACGGGCGAUCGGAGUGCGGCCAUCAAUGCAUUUGCCGUGGCACAACUGUCCAGCGCAGUGACCAUUGUCGUUGGCCAGUAUGGCUUCUUUUACUUCUACCUAAAGGGCUUCAAGAGCUACGUGGCACAGCAAUCGCGGAAGAAGCCGCCGGCUGCCAAGGCUUGGCAAGUCUCGCUGUACGAGCAUAUGGAUGAUUUUCCCUUUAAACAGCUGCGUGACUUUCUGCCCGGCGUUAUGUUCAAUCCGAAUGGAAAACCCUUGAACCGGGAACUGCAGACCCUGACGCUGAGCUUCGUGAAGCAAGGUGUGCUGAAGCAGAUCCUGACGGAGGGCGAGAAGUACGUGAUGUCCGUAUCGCCAGUGCUAAGUUUCGGAGAGCAGGCCACCUAUGAUGUGGUCAACAAUCUCGGCAGCAUGGCCGCCCGCUUUAUUUUCCGGCCCAUCGAGGACAGCUCUUACUUUUACUUCACGCAGACGCUGACCCGGGAUCUGAGAUUGGCCAAGCAGCCGCCGGAGCGUGUGCGACAGGCGAGCAGUGUCCUUAACAAUCUGCUCCUUGGCGUAAGCUCCAUUGGCCUAAUAGCAUUUACCUUUGGACAGAGCUAUUCACAUCCUGUGCUCCUGCUUUAUGGCGGCCCGGAUUUUGUGGCUGGCGGUCUGCCGCAAAGUCUACUGCAGUGGCACUGCCUGGCCAUCUAUCUGCUGGCCGUGAACGGGAUCAGUGAGGGCUACAUGUUCGCCACGAACACCAGUCGGGAUAUCGACAAGUACAACUAUCUUAUGGCCAUCUUCUCGGUCAGUUUCCUGGUUCUCUCCUAUAUACUGACCGGCAUUUUCGGACCAGUUGGCUUCAUCUUUGCCAACUGCAUCAAUAUGUUAAGUCGGAUUCUGUACAGCACUUACUAUAUCCGGCAGCAAUACCGACCGCUGUCGCUGAACCCAUUGCUGGGCCUCUGGCCGGGCAAGCUCUUCGGUGGAACGCUCCUCCUGGCCGGUAUUGUUUGCUAUUGGUACCAAAGCUCUGGCCUGGCCACACAUCUGGGUGUGGGUGUCUUGGCUGGAAUUGUCUGCCUUCUGUCCUGGGCUCUAGCUCAUCGGGAUCUGGUGCAACUGGGCUGGCGCUAUGGCCGUCGCAUUAAGAUUGAUUAGAGGCAGCAAAGACGAUCUUCCUUUCUCCCGCUCUCCAAGCGUUACUCGCUUCAAUUGCACCGAGAAUCCAGGAUGCAAAAGCGCACACAGUUCCAAUAGUUAUGGACGUUUUUAUAGAUAGUUGACAAUUGUAAAUUUAUUCCGAAAAUUAAGUUAUUGUACUUAUUGAGUGUUUUUGUAGAGCUUGGAUGCGAUUGGAUUAUUUUACUGUUAAGAUUUGCAUUAAAAGACAAUGAUAAAUGUUUAAA